This is a messenger RNA of Cladophialophora immunda, 3157 nucleotides long. RefSeq lists its product as uncharacterized. The record is from RefSeq and is a predicted model, not a curated record. The transcript is spliced from 5 exons. Gene Ontology annotation, molecular function: carbohydrate binding; hydrolase activity, hydrolyzing O-glycosyl compounds. The coding region runs from base 83 to 2752 and encodes 889 amino acids. NCBI's taxonomy places the organism in Eukaryota, Fungi, Ascomycota, Eurotiomycetes, Chaetothyriales, Herpotrichiellaceae. Gene Ontology annotation, biological process: carbohydrate metabolic process.
UUAAACAGGGCGGUCGCCCAACUUCAGCUGUGUGCUGGACUUCAUCCAUCUGUUCAUUGCCCAGAGUACCUUCCUGGCGAAGAUGAAGUUGACUUCUAUCCUGUUGGGCCUCUUUGCUUCUGGGGUGGCCGUUGCUCAGAAGGCCUGUCCAGGCUACCGUGCGACCAACGUCCAGCAGACUGCGAAUGGUUUGACAGCCGAUCUCAACCUCGCCGGGCCCGCCUGUAAUAUCUAUGGCACUGACUUACGCAAUCUAACCCUCACUGUGGAGUAUCAAUCUGCUACGAGGCUUCAUGUCAUCAUCGAGGACCAGAACCAGACUGUCUAUCAGGUUCCACAGUCGGUUCUUCCUCGUCCCAAUGUCACAGAGGGUUCUACAGCCUCCAAUGCUGAGCUUGUGUUUGACUACACGGAAAACCCUUUCAGCUUCUCUGUCUCUCGGUCUUCGGGAGAGGUCCUGUUCAAUACGUCUGGGUCACCCAUCAUUUUCGAGUCUCAAUAUCUCAGACUCCGGACGUCGUUGCCCAGCCACCCAAAUCUGUACGGGCUUGGUGAACACUCGGAUCACUUCAGAUUGAACACUUCCAAUUACACAAGGACCUUGUGGUCCCGUGAUGCUUAUGGCAUCCCCCAGGGCACCAACUUGUACGGGAAUCAUCCAGUAUACCUUGAUCACCGAGGAUCCAAUGGCACACAUGGGGUGCUGUUCUUGAACUCCAACGGUAUGGAUAUCAAGAUUAACGACACCGCUGGCCAAUACCUCGAAUAUAACACUCUUGGGGGUGUUCUGGACUUCUACUUCCUUGCUGGACCCUCCCCAAUUGAAGUCUCUCAGCAAAUCUCCGAGGUCGUUGGGAAACCAGCGAUGAUGGCGUAUUGGACCUUCGGAUUCCACCAGUGCAGAUAUGGCUACAGAGACGUUUGGGACGUGGCCGAAGUUGUGCACAACUAUAGUGCAGCCAACAUUCCCUUGGAGACCAUGUGGACGGACAUUGACUACAUGGAUGCCCGCAAGGUCUUCACAUUGGAUCCACAACGCUUCCCCCUGCACAAGAUGCGCGAGUUGGUAGCUUAUCUUCACGCCCACCAGCAACAUUAUAUCAUGAUGGUCGAUCCGGCAGUCGCAUAUCAGAACUACUCGGCGUUCAACAACGGCAACAGUUCGGAUGUCUUCAUGAAGCGGACUGACGGGUCAGUGUUCGAGGGCGUCGUCUGGCCUGGCCCAACCGUGUUCCCGGAUUGGUUCCAUCCAGAUACCCAAGACUAUUGGAAUGGCGAGUUUGCGUCCUUCUUCAGCCCCGAGACUGGGGUGGAUAUUUCCGGACUUUGGAUUGACAUGAAUGAAGCCUCAAACUUUUGCAACUAUCCAUGUUCGAACCCGAGCGCAUUUGCCAAAGAAAACGGGUUCCCACCAAAACCGGCGGCGCUGCGAAAUGGUCCGGCUAUUGCCCUACCGGGGUUCCCAGCGGAUUUCCAACCACCAUCAAACUCCAAACGACAAGCACCGACUACAGGCAAUAUGCUAGGUCUUCCAGGCAGAAAGCUCAUCAAUCCUCCUUACAUGAUCCAAAAUGCAGCUGGUAGCCUGUCGAACAAGACACUGAACACCGACCUUGUCCACUACAACGGGCUUGUUGAAUACGACACUCACAACAUGUACGGAACUAUGAUGUCGUCGACUUCACGCAACGCACUUCUCAACCGACGUCCUGGCGAGCGGCCGCUCGUUAUUACUCGCAGCACCUUCCUUGGAGCCGGUGCCCAUGUUGGCCAUUGGACAGGGGACAACCGUGCUGACUGGAGCCAGUACGAGAUCAGUAUCUCGGACAUGUUGAACUUUGCUUCCAUCUUCCAGCUGCCAAUGGUUGGCAGUGAUAUUUGCGGUUACUCUGGAAACUCUACCGAAACACUCUGUGCGCGUUGGAUGAUGUUGGGGGCUUUCCAGACGUUCUACCGGAAUCACAAUGAGCUCGGAGACCGGCCUCAAGAAGCAUACCGUUGGCCGCUUACAGCCCAAGCGUCGAGGAACGCCAUUGACAUUCGCUACCGUGCUCUGGACUAUCUGUAUACUGCUUUCUGGACCCAGACACAAACGGGAACGCCUGUGUUGAACCCGAUGUUCUAUCUCUAUCCCGAAGACGCAAAGACUUUUGGCAUCGAUGCCCAGUUCUUCUUCGGAAAUUCACUGCUGGUGUCUCCCGUCACGGCUGAGAAUAAAACGACCGUACGCAUUUAUCUACCUGACGAUAUAUUCUACGACUGGAACCACGGAUUUAGUCCGGUGCGAGGAAACGGCUCGGUGGUCACCUUGAACAAUGUCAACUUUACAACCAUCCCACUUCAUGUUCGUGGCGGUGCAAUCCUCCCUCUCCGAGUGGAGAGUGCAAACACUACAGCACAGUUGCGUACGAAAGGGUUUCAUCUCUUGAUUGCACCUGGCACGGAUGGGGCGGCUAAGGGUUCCCUCUACAUCGACGAUGGGCUCAUGAUCGAUCAACCUAGCACAACACAUAUCAACUUUACGUACACCAACGGAGCUUUCUCGAUGUCGGGCGACUACAGUUAUCCAGCCAAUGUUAGUAUCGAGCGGAUCACAGUUUGCAACGUUAGAUCAGCGCCACAAACCCUCAGCAUCCCUGGUGCGCAGAAUUCGACCUUCUCCUAUGACAAUGCAACGAUGGCCGUCACGAUCGAUACGAACAUCCCCUUGACCCAGGAUGCUAGCUUCCAGCUACCGGCAGCACAGACUUAGUUUCACGAGAGGGAUCAUAUGAGGGUGAGGCCGGGGUGACAGAUUGGGGUGGGCAGUGUGCACCCUUUGCGGACGAGGCUGACUUCCCCUUUUGGGCCACACAACGUAGUCGUCAUAUCUUGCUAGGUUUGACCUUCACUCCUUUCCAUUUAUAUAUCUCCUACUCAGAUGGGUUUGUGUGAACGUCUUGUCGGUCGCAGCACGCUGGUCGACUAGUCUGGCUUGCCGGAACAAACCCCUGCGGCCGAGAAGAAGCGGUGAGCCACAUUGACACCGUGCUUCUCCUGUAAGCUGGCUGCCGAGUGUCGGAGUCGACCUUGAUAGUGCCUAUCGGGCCGUUGACAUGGUGACAACCUUGUUUCGACAACGGCCUCGACAUCUGCGUCCAUGGACGUGCGUAUAUAC